CAAUAGCAAAGAUGGAAGAAGGCCCAGUUUGCUUCUGCUAUCUACUCUUUUCAUCGUUUCUCUUUCUUCUCUUAUCAUCUGGAGUGGAGGCUGAAACAACAGUCAUAGAUGGUAACACUACUACUAACACCUACAUCGUUUACAUGGGAGCUGCUUCUUCUUCCCAGGGUUCGGUAUCAGAUGAUCAGGCUCGGCUUCUUGCUUCGGUUUUGAAAAGGAAAGAGGACGUGAAAAAAUCACUACUUCACAGUUAUACACAUGGCUUCUCAGGAUUCACCGCCCGUUUAACGGCUGCGGAAGCUCAGAGAAUCACUGAAAAGCCUGGAGUCGUUUCGAUGUUCGUGGACCCCAUCUUAAAGCUCCAUACCACUCGAUCAUGGGACUUCUUACACUAUCAAACCGAUCUUGAAACCGAUUCUACUCCUGAUUCUGACUCAGCCACUAGUGGGUCCAACUCGUCCGACACCAUCAUAGGCCUCCUCGAUACAGGAAUAUGGCCCGAGUCCAAGAGCUUCCAAGACAAGGAUUUGGGCCCGAUUCCAACCCGGUGGAAGGGAACAUGCAUGGAAACCAACGAUUUCAAAGCUUCCAACGGUAACAGGAAGCUCAUAGGUGCACGAUACUAUGAUGACAGUCAAUCACCAAGAGAUUCGAACGGGCAUGGGACCCACACGGCAUCAACAGCAGCAGGCAGCUCAGUCGCCAAUGCAUCUUAUUAUGGCUUAGCGGAGGAGACAGCCAAAGGUGGGUCCACUGGAUCAAGGAUCGCCGUUUACAGGGUAUGCUCAUCCUACGGUUGCCGUGGAUCCACAAUCCUAGCAGGAUUCGAUGAUGCUAUACGCGACGGAGUCGACGUGCUAUCUUUGUCGCUGGGUGCGUCAUCGUUUCUGAGGCCGGAUUUAAGUACCGAUCCGAUCGCAAUUGGAGCUUUCCAUGCAAUGGAGAAGGGGAUCAUAGUGGUUUGCUCAGGUGGGAACGAUGGGCCCGCUUUAUCAACGGUUGUCAAUGUUGCUCCAUGGAUCCUGACCGUUGCUGCCUCUACCAUUGAUAGGGAUUUUGAGUCCGAUUGCGUCUUGGGCAGUAAAAAGGUGUUCAAGGGUGAAGGCAUAAAUUUCUCUACCCUCCAAAAGUCUCCAACCUAUCCCUUGAUCCAUGGAUUGUCGGCGAAAUCGAAAUCAAGCUCGAAAGAAGAUGCGAGGAACUGCAAUCCGGAUUCAUUGGAUAGAGCUAAGAUCAAGGGAAAGAUUGUUCUAUGUGAUCAAACCGAGGGAAGCUAUUCAAAAGGAGAGAAAGUGGAUGGAGUGAAGAGCUUAGGAGGGCUCGGAGCUGUUUUGGUUGAUGACAUAGAACGAUCGGUGGCUCUUAAUACGGGUUCUUUCCCCAUGACUGCCAUCUCUUCCAAGGAUUUCGCUGGUAUCCUCUCCUACAUUAACUCAACCAGAAAACCAGUUGCAACCAUUCUACCAACAGUGUCAGUAACCAAGUAUAAGCCAGCACCUAGUGUUGCAUACUUCUCAUCCAGAGGCCCUUCUCCUAUCCAAAACAUUCUCAAGCCGGACAUCGCUGCACCAGGUGUGAACAUCCUUGCAGCAUGGAUUGAAACCAAUGAUGAAGCCCCAAAAGGGCAAAAGCCAUCCCAAUACAAUUUGAUCUCUGGGACUUCCAUGGCAUGUCCACAUGUCUCAGGCAUUGCGGCUACAAUCAAAUCUAAGAACCCCACAUGGGGUCCCUCUGCUAUCAAAUCAGCCAUCAUGACAACAGCUUCUCAAACAAACAAUGAAAAGGCGCCGAUUACAACAGAUUCAGGUUUAGUGGGCACACCUUACGAUUUUGGUGCAGGAGAGAUGAUCCCAUCUGGAGCAUUACAACCAGGGCUAUUGUAUGAAACUGAUACAGAAGACUACUUACUCUUCUUGUGUAAUUAUGGGUACAAGCUUUCCACAAUCAAGAAUAUUGCAUCUGUGAUUCCUGAUGGUUUCGACUGCCCAGCAGAUUCCAGCACAGAUUUGAUCUCCAAUCUCAACUACCCAUCAAUUGCCAUCUCCAAACUCAGUGAGAAAGAGAGCAAGAAAGUGAGUAGAAGAGUCACAAAUGUUGGUCCUGAUGAGGACACAACCUAUGUUGCCAGCAUCAUGGCACCACCUGGAUUAGAUGUCAAGGUAGUGCCUGAUAAACUGCAUUUCAUGAAGGGCAGUAAGAAGCUGAGCUACCAGAUGAUCUUCUCAUUGGCUUCAUCAUCUCCAUUAAAAGUUGAUGCAUUUGGGUCUAUUACUUGGACCAAUGGAAAAUACAAGGUUCGAAGUCCAUUUGUGGUUACCAGUGGUUGAUUUCAAUAUUCCCUUUGUCAUUAAGGUUGGAGGGCUUAGUUAGAUGUUGGAGUUAAAGAAGUGAAUGUAAAACAAAUUGGACUUAACCAAGCUUUAGGGUAAUAGUUGGACUGCAUUAAU
Molecule: messenger RNA, 2447 nt
Organism: Telopea speciosissima
Lineage: Eukaryota; Viridiplantae; Streptophyta; Magnoliopsida; Proteales; Proteaceae
Product: CO(2)-response secreted protease-like
Exons: 9
Coding region: 12-2327 (771 amino acids)
Biological process (GO): proteolysis
Molecular function (GO): serine-type endopeptidase activity
Source: RefSeq, a predicted model, not a curated record